Molecule: messenger RNA, 1125 nt
Organism: Cicer arietinum (chickpea)
Lineage: Eukaryota; Viridiplantae; Streptophyta; Magnoliopsida; Fabales; Fabaceae
Source: RefSeq, a predicted model, not a curated record
UUUACACAGUCAGUUACCAUAAUCACGAGAAAGUAGGGGUAACCAACGAAAACAUAAAAGAAAAUUAAUACCCUAACAAUAAUAAUAAUAAAAAAUCCGCAUAUUCCAAGUUUCCAACUCUGUCAUUCUCUUAUCACUUAAAAUUUCUAUAGAUACAAGGUCAGAGGUACGCUAGUUUUGCCUAUCCAAACGCUUAAUCCCCUCUUUCGAAACAAUAAACCAUUCCCUCGCUUUUCACUUUCUCUGUAAAAAAAUGUCCGCAUCUUAUAGAAAAUCAAGCGGACAAGUCGUCCGAUCUUCAUCAUCGGCCGGAAAAUUUAAUUCCCGACCACCGUCGCAUCCCCAUUCAUCUUCUGGCUUUGCAUCGUCAACGUCAAGCUUCUCUUCUAACUCCACCACUUUUUUCCACCGCUCUACUUUCUCUGUUCGCGCUUCAUCCGUCCUGUUUUCCUUUGACCGCUGUGUUUCACCGAAUAGUUCAAUUUCUGUUACCGUCUCCGGAACGGGAGAGACAGUCAAACGACUUAAACACAGGCAGAAGCCGACGUGUAUGUGCUCACCGUCGACGCACCCUGGCUCAUUCCGUUGUAGUUUCCAUAAGAGUUUGGGCUCUGGCUCUGCAGUGACGUAUGCGCCGAACCGUCUGAACGUGCGGAGAUCGGCAAUGACGAACUCGCUCGUGAGAAUCCGCGGCGUUGAAGGCGAACUCGUGAGGAGAGCGCUGGCGUCGCUAAUCCGGCCGUCGUCACAUAACCAGCGUCGGCGUUAUGACUUCCGGCCACGACCUAGCAGAUUCAAAGCGGAAAUAAACGCGUGAAAAAUUCUAUUUCAGUUGUUACGCCAGAUACAAUGGCGGUUGACAGGCGGCGAUGAUUCGUAACGGACUCGGUUAUUUUUACUCCGAAUCCGAUUGACUGUGUGUAUAUAAUUCAGAAUCUCAGAUUCACGUGAUAGAGUAGAAUGCGAACAAAUUAUUAAUCUCUAUAUUCACGAAGGACGGCUAUUUUUAAGUUUAUGCACCUAAUUUCACGAAAACAAUUGUAAUUAAACCGAAUACCUCUAUGUAAAUAAACAAUAUAUAGCGAAAGCGAAAUAAAACAAUUCAUUCAUUCAUUCAUCAAGCAA